AUGUGGUCUUCAGUGGUUUGGCCUUUCUUAGUUGGAUCUGAACAAGUUUGUUUUCAGAUUUCCUCGGCAGGUUUGUUUGGAAUGCCAGCCAGUGGGAUGCGGCUUUGUCAGCGCGUGUCGGCAGAGGGAGAUGGAAGGGACGGAGAGGCGAGCUGUUACCGCUGAACUCGGUGGCGUGAGGAGCCUGGCCAUUGGUGCUCAGGAAUUCACGCUUAUAGCGUGAACUCAAGGUACCUGUUUAAGCCCCGGCGGCACGGAGCAGCCCGCCGGCCUCCUUGCCGACAGGGGGCGCCAGCAUGGCCUCCCGCACCGGCCUCACGCGGGCAGCCUAGCCCAGGGGGCCUGCGAGGAUUGGCUGCUGCGGGUGGCCGAGAAAAAGAAGAUUGGAUUGGCUGGGGGAGGCGUCACGUGAGGCGGAGGCUGUGGCCGUUGACAAUAAACAUGGAGUCGAUCUUCCACGAGAGGCAAGAAGGCUCGUUGUGUGCUCAGCACUGCCUGAAUAAUUUGCUACAAGGGGAAUAUUUUAGUCCUGUUGAGUUAUCCUCUAUUGCACAGCAGUUGGAUGAGGAAGAAAGAAUGAGAAUGGCAGAAGGAGGAGUGUCUAGUGAAGAAUAUAGAACAUUUUUACAGCAGCCUUCUGUAAACAUGGAUGAUAGCGGAUUCUUCUCAAUUCAAGUUAUAAGCAAUGCCUUGAAAGUUUGGGGUUUAGAACUAGUCCUCUUCAACAGCCCAGAGUAUCAGAGGCUUGGGAUCGACCCUAUAAAUGAAAAAUCAUUUAUUUGUAAUUAUAAGGAACACUGGUUUACAGUUCGAAAGUUAGGAAAACAGUGGUUUAACUUGAACUCUCUCUUGAUGGGUCCAGAACUAAUAUCAGAUACAUAUCUUGCACUUUUCUUGGCUCAAUUACAACAGGAAGGUUAUUCCAUAUUUGUAGUAAAAGGUGACCUGCCAGACUGUGAGGCUGAUCAGCUAUUGCAGAUGAUUCGGGUACAGCAGAUACAGCGACCAAAACUAAUUGGAGAAGAGACAGUGCAAUCCACAGAUCAGAGGCUACCCAGAGGUGAUAUGGACCAAGCAAUAGAUGUUAACCAUCCUUUUGAUGGAACAGGCAUGCUAGAUGAAGAUGAAGAGAAUUUUCAGAAAGCACUGGCUCUAAGUAGGCAGGAAAUGGAUAUGGAAGAUGAAGAAGCUGAUCUUCGCAGGGCCAUCCAACUCAGCAUGCAAGGUAGUCGUCGAAGUGAGAGCUCAGGCUCAUCACCACAGAACGUUCCUCAGCUACCUCACACCAGUCAGACAGACUCCCUUUCUUCAGAAGAACUGCGAAGGAGAAGACAAGCGUAUUUUGAAAAGCAGCAACAACAGCAACAGCAGCAAGAUCGGGCCCAAAACCUACACAGUAAGCCAGCUCUAAGCUCAAGCACUCUGGAAGCUGACCCAGGAGGUGAUAUGAGUGAAGAAGACAUGCUUCAGGCAGCUAUGAAUAUGUCUCUGGAAUCUGUUAGAAACAACUUGCAUACAGAAGAGGAGAAAUGAAUUAACUAUUUUUUUUUCCUCUUAUUGUCAAAACACUUAAGUCUCCAUUAUAAUUUUUCUGUGUGGAUGUUGCACAAGCAGGGUUCAUUUUAGAGUUCUGGAAGCAGGAAUGAAAGGGGGACUGGAAGUCAGUGUGGAGGGAAUCCUCAAUUACAAAAAAGAUUGCACUAAUUUACAAAACUUUAGCACUCCUACUAUAGAACCUUUGUUAACAAGAGUCCUGUAUUAAAAUUACUUAAACUGUUCACAUGAACCAAGUUAGACACGUGUAGCAGAAGGAACUUGCAUUUAAAAAGCAAAUUUAAAUUGUAUUGAGAAAUUUUAAAGGAAAUACAGAAGGUACUGAAAGGUGGCAUCAACUGAUUUCCUUCAGUAUCAAUGGAAAAACAGAUACAAGUAAUAAACUGUACUCAUAAAUGACAAAUUUCUUUGUAAGGAAUCCCUUAAAAUGGGAAAAAGAAUUCUGUUUAUCUUAGAUAAUUUGUUUUAUGAUUGUUUAUUGUGAAUGACUUAAUGUCAACUUUUCAAUCCUGCUGUCUACUUUUGAAAUGACCCAUUUUGCAGGAGAGACAUAGAAUCAUAGAAUAGUUUGGGUUGGAAGGGACCUUCAAAAGUCGUCUAGUCCAACCCUCCUGCAAUGAGCUGGGACAUCUUCAACUAGAUCAGGCUGCCCAGAACCACAUCAUGCCUGGCCUUCAGUGUCUCCGGGGAUGGCACAUCCACCACCUCUCUGGGCAACCUUUGCCGGUAUUUUACCAUCUUCAUUGUAAAGAAAUUUUUCCUCGUACUGAGUCUGAAUCUCCCCUCCUUUAGUUCAAACCAUUACUCCUCAUUGCAACAGGUCCUGCUAAGAAGUCUCUCCCCAUCUUCCUUAUAGGCCCCUUUCAAGAACUGAAAGUCUGCAGUAGGGUCUCCCCAGUCUUCUCCAGGCUGAGCAGCCCCAAUUCUCUUAGCUGUUCCUCAUAGCAGAGAUGCUCCAUCCCUCUGAUCACUUUUGUGGCCCUUCUCUGGACCCUCUAACAGGUCCAUGUCUUUCCUGUACUCCAAAGCGGGACACAGCACUCCAGGUAGGCUCUCAGCAGGGCAGAGUGGAGGGCAGAAUCAUCUCCCUUGACCUGCUGGUGAUGCUCUUUUGAAUGAAGGCCAAGAUAUGAUUGGCCUGGGCUACAAAUGUACAUUGCUGUCUCAUAUCCAAUCCUUAAUCUACUAGUACCCCCAAGUCCUGGAUAACUCCCAGUCCAAGUCCUGGGGUACUCUCAGUCCCUUAUCCCCCAGGCUGUAUUGAUACCAGGGGCUGUCCUGAUCUGGGUGUAGGACCCUGCACUUGGCCCCACUGAACCUCAUGAGGUUUGCACAGGCCCACCUCUCGAGCCUGUCCAAGUCCCUCUGAAUAGCUUCCCAUCCCUCAGGUAUGUCAGCUGUACCAUACAGCUUUGUGUCAUCUGCAGACUUGAUGAUGAUGCACUCAAUCCCACUGUCUGUGUGGCUGAUGAAGAUUCUAGAGUACUGGCCCCCGUACAGACCCCUGUUAACAUGAAUUUUGCAAUUCAAGAGAUAAUCGUCAGUGUGUUGUUGAUAAUGAUGUUACUCCUGAAUCUGUGACCUCUGAUCUUCUGACACUUUCUGGUUUUACUUUGAAUUCCAACUCUAAAAUUUUCAGAUCCAUGAUUCAAGUAGGAUUUUUGCAUUGCCCUAUUAUCUUUUGGCAGAUACACUUGACAACUUUGUUUUUUUGGGGGUUUUGGGUUUGUUUUUGUUUUUGUUUUCUUAGGCUCUUUCCAGUUAUGCCACUGUCUACUACAAAAGUAGCAUAUAAUUGGUUGGGUUAAACAGGUUUUAUUUUCUACCUCCUCUGGAGUCUUUUUUUCCUCUUCAAGCUCAACCUUUCUGGUCUUUCAGUAGGGAAGAGCUGUAACUUGAGUCUAGGAGAAAGGAGGAGGGGAUUUAUGUGCCAUUAAGUCAGUGCCACACAAAUAAGGUGCAUUCUUGCAGUCUGAAAUGACCCCUGUGCAAAUCACUCAUUUAACAAUGAAUAUUUAUGUCUGUGUGGAUGUUCUUUCUGAAAUACUUUUCAUGAGUGUCUAUCAGAAUGUUGCAGCCUUUUCAGGAAUGGCCUUUAUUAGUGCACCUUACAAUUUUUUAUCAUGCUGUUUCUAAUCCUGAGAAAAACUGGGGAGCAAAGUAUGAGUAGCUUAAGCUAUUGGUUGUAAGACAGUUGCUUUGAUAUCCAGGAUGAAUGUGUAAGAGGGUGACCAAACCUGACUCAUCUUCAGUGCAACAAUUGAAAUAUAUUUUCCUAAAUGGUGCUCGAAACACAAGUUCUGUUUACAUACAAAUUAAAUGGAAGUAUGUUGUAGAUAGAGUAUGUAAGCUGUAGUCCACAUAAUGCAUUGUUAACACAGGCACUCUGAGACUUUUGAAGAUAACCCUAAAUUUUUAUCAAAAUAUUUUAAAGUUAGAUCAUUGCACACUAGUAACAUUUAAUCAAAAUUAGUAUGAAAUGAAUGGUCUCUAGAUGGAAAUACACAUUCAGCAUCAAGUAGUACUGUACGUGAAAGGGCUUUUACCUCUCAGUAAAGAUUUGUUUACAGCAUUGUUUUCUUGAUAUCUUAGGAUAUUAUUAUGUUAUACAUAAUUGGACCUAAUUCUGUUUUCCUUAUCUGUGUGCUGAAUUUCCACCAAUGUCAUCAGAACCACUGUAUGUGUUAGACAGUAUGGAUUUUGGCAUGCAGCAGUGCUACUUUUUAAAAGCUUGUUUUAAAUUUUGUCUU
Messenger RNA from Neopsephotus bourkii (Bourke's parrot), 4304 nucleotides. RefSeq names its product ataxin 3 (gene ATXN3). Gene Ontology annotation, cellular component: nucleus. Gene Ontology annotation, biological process: protein deubiquitination. NCBI's taxonomy places the organism in Eukaryota, Metazoa, Chordata, Aves, Psittaciformes, Psittacidae. The record is from RefSeq and is a predicted model, not a curated record. Gene Ontology annotation, molecular function: cysteine-type deubiquitinase activity.